Messenger RNA from Penicillium pulvis, 2382 nucleotides. RefSeq names its product putative R3H domain protein. The coding region runs from base 1 to 2382 and encodes 793 amino acids. Lineage: Eukaryota; Fungi; Ascomycota; Eurotiomycetes; Eurotiales; Aspergillaceae. Gene Ontology annotation, molecular function: nucleic acid binding. The record is from RefSeq and is a predicted model, not a curated record. Gene Ontology annotation, biological process: galactose metabolic process. The transcript has 3 exons.
AUGCCUGCACCCACUGAACCCCAACCAUCCUCGAUAUCCGACGUCAGUGACAAUGCUCAGCCGGAACACACAUCGAAUUACCCGGAACCACUUGAUGCUGGUUCCUCACUACCCAGCUCGCAACAAUUCAUUAAAAUUAACUCGGAGAGCUCCCCAGUGGACCAUGUUGUCCAUGGCCUACAGAGGGCUGUGCAGGACAUUGAUAUUAACCUGCGAAAAGACCAGGAAGGGUCAUCAUCCUCAGUAGAAGACCAAGAAAGCGGCCUUCCUAAACGAGACAACUUUUUCGACGAUGAUCGCACCCAUCUCUCUACUUCCUCUACCAAAAUGAACAACUUCGACUCCAAGAGCCUAGCCUCAGUGACCACGUUUGCAAUGGAUGAAAAAGACUCUGUUCGACCUGAUGACAGUGCCAGCGUCCAGGCUAUUGAUGAGGAGGAAUCUCUGUCAGGACUUGCAUCAGGGGCACCAAACUCAGUCACAGGCUCUGAGGCUGGUGGCCGCGGAUACCGUGAUCAGUUCCGAGAUGGCAGUGGCCAACGAGCCCGUGGCAUUCUCACUGUGCCUAACCUUUACAAUGGUGGGAUUCAGCGGGCUGUUGGUACCAUUCCUUCAGACUCCGUAUCCAACAAUUUCGUGGUCCCUGCCAACCCUGGCUGUUUGCCGGAUGACCAAGCCUUACAUGGAUUUCCUCUCGAGCCCGAUGAGAAGCUGUUAGAAGCGAUGAAAUCCCCUAAGGAUCGUCUCCUGAUUCUUCAGUUGGAGGACAGGAUAAGGUGUUUUAUCCAAGACGAUAGUGAGCAAUCACUAGAACUGCCACCAUCUAAUGCAUUUGGACGGCUUCUUGCACAUAAGCUGGGGGAUUAUUACCAUCUUACGCACUUUGUGGAUAACAAUGUGACAUCAGUCCGGCUUCAUCGGACACCUUUUUGCCGACUCCCCACGCCUUUAUCUGAGAUACAUGCUGCCAACAAUGCUACACCCCCUCCAACCCUUCCGGCUAUGAAAAUCAUGCGUCGAGCAGACUUAGAACGGCCUUCUGUUGAGGGCAGUGUAGCAGCCAGUUCAUCUGCCCCGUCAAAAGCCCCAUCUGAAGCUGGCGAUGGGCAAGAUUCAGGAUCCUCCGGAGGAUCCCCGGCCAAGGAUCGCCUCGCGCUGACAAGAGAGGAACGCGAAGCCAAAUAUAAUCAGGCUCGUGAGCGAAUUUUCCGGGAUUUCCCUGACAGUGCCAAAUCGGACCCGGCUAGUGGCGAUUCAAACCCCAACAUGUCUCGCUCUAGCUCAACAACUGGACGUAAAAAGAACAGCAGACAGCGGACGCCUCACGAUGACGGAUUCGAGGCCCGUUCUCAAUUCAAUGCCUACUAUCCAGGUGUACCCUACAGCAAUGGCUCGGCCCAAUACGGCGGUGGAAGUAUCAACGAUGCAUCUUACAAUAACCAGGUACCUUACCUGGUGGGACCGGGUGUGCAGCCACCAACUAAUGGCUUUGUGCCUUCUGGUGGGAAUGGCACGGUGUAUCCUGGAAAUAUGGGCACUGGAACCAUGGGUGGGAACAUGGGUGGGAACAAUGUGCCACAGUAUCCAGUGGGGAUUUCACCGCAAAUGGCUUCUAAUGGCUCGUGGCAGGGAGCAAACAUGCCGCAGCAAUCUCCAUACCCUGGAUACGCAUCGAUGAAUCAGUCUGGCAUAAUGAGCCAACAAUCAUCCACCAAAUCGUCGCCGGCCAUGGGUAGCUUUGCCGUCCCUCAGUCUGCUCCAUACCAACAACCCCCAGUCUGGAAUGGCCAGUCUUAUCAAGGGAAUUACCAGCAAGUUCCCCACCAACAAGCUCCCCAUCAGCGGACCCAAGCUCCUGUUCACUGGCCCAACUACCCCCCUACUCAGUCGAUGACCCCCAAUAUGGCAUCCUAUCCUUAUGCCCAAUAUCCUGGGCAGCAUCUGAAUUCUUCUAUGCAGAACCCCAAUGGUUCUUCGAUGCCGGGAAAUAUGCCAAGAUCUCACUUCAAUCCUCAGACGCGUUCGUUUGUCCCCGGAGGUGCACCGGUACCCCGUCAUCCAAUGCCACCAUAUCCUAACAUGGGCCCCGGAGCCCAAGGCCAGUGGAAUGGAUACCCUGAUCCCGCCUUCAACCGCAAUAUUGACCACGGCAACCAAGGCCGUCCCUCCACCAUCUCCCGCGAUUCGAUCGCAAAAUGGGGUACCCCUUCUCACCUUCCCCCUAAACCUCCACCAUCUGAGGUCCCCUCUGAGUUCGAUUUGAAGCAUCGAGCCGGGCCCACCGUCAUGUCCACAUCCCCAUCCUACCCUAGCGGAAUAGUCGGGGCCAAAAACGGCCCUUUCGUGGUCUCCGGAGGCAACUCCAUCCCGAAGACGCACUAG